UAAAUAACUCACAGAAACUCACUCUUUCACGCACUAUUAGUCUCUUCCUGUUCUUUCUCUGUGUUUACUUUAAUUUUCUUUUCUCUAUUAUUUGCCAUGGGGUCACACAUGCUAAUGUGUGGUCUCACUCUCACUACUUUGUUUUCCAUGAUAUCCGUGAGCAUGGCCGAUGAUAAAAGUGUAUGUAACUUUCCGGCAAUAUUUAACUUUGGAGACUCAAACUCCGAUACCGGUGGUUUAUCUGCAGCUUUUGGACAAGCCCCACCUCCUCAUGGCGAAUCAUAUUUCCACCACCCUGCUGGUCGUUACUGUGAUGGUCGUGUUAUCAUAGAUUUCAUAGCUCAGAAGCUUGGAUUGCCAUUGCUAAGUGCUUAUUUAGAUUCUGUGGGCACCAACUUCAGCCAUGGAGCCAACUUUGCCACAGCAGGUUCAACCGUGAGACCCCAAAACACAACUCUCCGCCAGGGCGGUUUCAGUCCCAUCUCUUUGGACGUUCAAUUCGUUGAGUUCUGUGAAUUCCAGAAUAGAACUCAAACUUUCCGUGCCCAAAAUGAAGUUUUCAAAAGCCUAUUGCCUCCCGCAGAAUAUUUCAAUGACGCAUUGUACACAUUUGAUAUUGGUCAGAACGACUUAACAUCAGGUUACUUCUCUAACAUGUCAGUCACUGAAGUUAAAGCAUACAUUCCUGAUGUACUUCUACAGCUCUCUAACACCAUAAGGUAUAUAUAUGCUAGAGGAGGGAGAUACUUUUGGAUACACAAUACAGGUCCAGUAGGAUGUUUACCAUAUGUGAUUGAUCGGCUGCUGGUCAGAACACCAGACGUUGACGCUGCUGGUUGUGCCACACCUUUCAAUGAAGUUGCACAGGUUUUCAACGAAGGAUUAAAGCAAUCCGUGAUGGAAUUGCGAAAGGAAUUACCAUUGGCUGCUCUCACUUAUGUUGAUGUCUAUACUCUCAAAUACGAAAUGUUUACCAACCCAUCAAAGCAUGGGUUUGUGGACCCACUGCGAGCAUGUUGUGGACACGGUGGGAAGUAUAAUUACAAUGCUAACAUUGGAUGUGGAGCAAUGAAAAAUGUGAAUGGGACACAAAUUAUGAUUGGAAAGGCUUGCAAAGAUCCAGGGGUUAAAGUGAUUUGGGAUGGUGUUCAUUUUACACAAGCAGCUAACAAAUUCAUCACUGAACAUAUUGAAACCGGUGCAUUUUCAGACCCUCCAAUUCCCUUGAAAAUGGCUUGCCUUCGGAACCCACCCACUUCCCAUUGAAGCAAAAAUAAUCAAUCGUCAAUGUUCAUUCAUAUUUUUAGCCUUAAUUAAUUCCUUUUUUUUUUUUUUAAUUUUUUUUUUUUUGGUUUCAGAUCUAGAUUAGACUUAUGUGACCCAAGUCAUGAUAUGUAAUAAAAUUUCAUGAUUAUUUAAUUAUAAUGAUUUUAUUUCUUUAUA
Molecule: messenger RNA, 1443 nt
Organism: Ziziphus jujuba (common jujube)
Lineage: Eukaryota; Viridiplantae; Streptophyta; Magnoliopsida; Rosales; Rhamnaceae
Product: alpha-L-fucosidase 3
Exons: 5
Coding region: 97-1266 (389 amino acids)
Molecular function (GO): hydrolase activity, acting on ester bonds
Source: RefSeq, a predicted model, not a curated record